Closterium sp. NIES-65 is the source of this 11051-nucleotide messenger RNA. NCBI's taxonomy places the organism in Eukaryota, Viridiplantae, Streptophyta, Zygnematophyceae, Desmidiales, Closteriaceae. The record is from the annotation of a GenBank genome assembly.
AAGUUGCAGUGUCGGUGGAGGGAGGAGAGGAGGAGGAGGGAGGAGAGGAGGAGGAGGAGGAGGAGGAGGAGGAGGAGGAGGAGGAGGAGGAGGAGGAGGAGGAGGAGGAGGAGGAGGAGGAUGAAGGGAAGGGCGAAGGUGAUCUUCCCAGUCACAAGUGGGGCUUGGGCGGCAUGGGUGGCGUGGGUGGUGUGGGUGGUGUGGGUGGUGUGGGGUGGUGUGGGUGUGGUGUGGGUGGUGUGGGUGGUAUAGGUGAUGGUAUGGUGUGGGGUGUGAGGAAGCAGCUGCAAACACGCAGCAGGGCGAGGGGUAAGGCGAGAGGAGGAGCGCCAAGGGAGGAUGAGGGGAGAAGGAGAAGGAGGAGGGGGAGAAGGAGGAGGAGGGGGAGAAGGAGAAGGAGGAGGGGGAGAAGGAGGAGGGGGGGAAGGAGGAGGAGGGGGAGAAGGAGAAGGAGGAGGGGGAGAAGGAGGAGGAGGGGGAGAAGGAGGAGAGAGGAGGAGGAGGAGGAGGAGGAGGAGGAGUGGGAGAAGGAGGAGGAGGGGGAGAAGGAGGAGGAGGAGGAGAAGGAGGAGAAGGAGGGGAUUGGUGGUGGUGCAAAGGGGGGCGGAGGAGAGAGUGGAGGAGGGGGUGGAGGAGGGGGUGGAGGAGAGAGUGGAGGAGAGGGUGGAGGAGAGGGUGGAGGAGGGGAAAUGGGGGAUGUGGAAGGGAGGUGUGCAGGGGUGGUUAGUGUGGUUGGAGAAGGGUGUGCGAAGGAGGGGGGAGUGAAGGAGGAAGGUAAUGAGGAAAGGGAGGAAGCGGAGGAGGGACGGAAAGAGGGAGAGAAGGAGGAAGGGAAGGAGGGAAGAAAGGAGGGAGGGAAGAAGGGAGGGAAGGAGGGAGGGAAGGAGGGAGGGAAGGAGGGAGGGAAGGAGGGAGGGAAGGAGGGAGGGAAGGAGGGAGGGUUGCAGGAGCAUGUGGGGGUGGGAAUUAGAAGUGAGGGUGGGGGGAUGGUAAAGGAAGGCAUGAGGCUUGAGCGGGACGAUGUGAGGGGAGUGUGGAGGCUUGGUGGUGGCGAGAAAGAGGCAAGAAAGAGUUUGGAUAGGCAAGUGGAAGGAGGCAAAGCCGGGGAGGAGAGGGGAGUGGUAGGAGGGGAGGGUGGUGGGGAGGGAGAGGGGUUUAAAGAUGAAGCGAGAGAGGAGGGGGUUGCUGGAGAGAAGGGAAGUCUAGGAGAGGAAGGAGGUGCAGGAACGGAGGAAGCUGUAGGAGAGGAGGGAGAAGGGGGGCGAAGGGGGGAACGAGGGGAAAUGAUUACAAGGGAUGAUUGGAAGAAAGGGGUAGAAGGGGAGGGAGGGGUGAGUGGGGGGGAGGAGGUUGGGAUGGAGGGGAGAGGAGAGGGGAAAGGGGAAGUGGGAGUGUUGGGGGAUGAGGAGGAGGAAGGAGAGAAGGAGGAAUUGGAGGGGGGAAAGGAGGGGGGAGAGGAAGGGGGAGGAGGGGCGAGAGAGGAGCGGAGAGAGGAAGGGGGGGGAGAGGCGAGAGAGGAGGGGAGAGAGAAGAGGAGAGAGGAGGGACGAGAGGAGGGGAGAGAGGAGGGGCUAGAGGAAGGGAGUGAGGUGAAAUAUGGAAAAGAGGAGGAGGAAUCCGAGAAGAUGGAAGGGAAUGAGGAAGGUGGAGAGGAAGAAAAUGUGGGGGUUAAGGAGGAAGAGAAUGAGGUGAUGAAAUUGGUGAGGGUUGAGGAGAGAAAAGAGGAGAGGAAAGAGGAGAUGGAAGAGGAGAGAAAAGUGGAAGGUGGAGAGAAAGAGAAAGUGUGGGAGAAAGAGGAAGAGAAAGAGGAGAGGAAAGGGGAGAGGAAAGGGGAGAGGAAAGGGGAGAGGAAAGGGGAGAGGAAAGGGGAGAGGAAAGGGGAGAGGAAAGGGGAGAGGAAAGGGGAGAGGAAAGGGGAGAGGAAAGGGGAGAGGAAAGGGGAGAGGAAAGGGGAGAGGAAAGGGGACAGGGAAGAAGAGAAGGAAGAGGAGGUGAAAGAGGAGAGGGAAGACGAGAGGAAAGAGGAGAGGAAAGAGGAGAGGAAAGAGGAACGGAAAGAGGAGAGGAAAGAGGAGAGGAAAGAGGAGAGGAAAGAGGAGACGAAAGAGAGGAAAGAGGAGAAGAAAGAAGAGAUGAAAGAGGAGAGCAAAGAAGAAAUUAAAGAGGAAGGAAAGAGGAAAGGGAAGCAGAGAGGGAAGAGGGAGAUGAAAGAGGUGAAAGGGUGGAGGAAAAAAGAGAGCAAAGAAGAGAGCAAAGAGGAGAGGAAAGAGGAGAGCAAAGAGGAGAGCAAAGAGGAGAGGAAAGAGGAGAGCAAAGAGGAGAGGAAAGAGGAGAGGAAAGGGAAGAAGGAAAGGGGAGAGGAAAGGGGAGAUGACAGAAGAGGGGAAAGGGGACAGGGAAGAAGAGAAGGAAGAGGAGGUGAAAGAGGAGAGGGAAGACGAGAGGAAAGAGGAGAGGAAAGAGGAGAGGAAGAGGAGAGGAAAGAGGAGAGGAAAGAGGAGAGGAAAGAGGAGAGGAAAGAGGAGAGGAAAGAGGAGAGGAAAGAGGAGAGGAAAGAGGAGACGAAUGAGAGGAAAGAGGAGAAGAAAGAAGAGAUGAAAGAGGAGAGGAAAGAAGAAAUUAAAGAGGAAAGGAAAGAAGAAAGGGAAGCAGAGAGGGAAGAGGAGAUGGAAGAGGUGAAAGGGUGGAGGAAAAAAGAGAGCAAAGAAGAGAGCAAAGAGGAGAGGAAAGAGGAGAGCAAAGAGGAGAGCAAAGAGGAGAGGAAAGAGGAGAGCAAAGAGGAGAGGAAAGAGGAGAGCAAGAGGAGAACAAAGAGGAGAGGAGAGAGGAGAGCAAAAUGGAGAGGAGAGAGGAGAGCAAAGAGGAGAGGAGAGAGGAGAGUGGGGUCGAAGAGGGGCAAUUACCUGCAGGCUGAGUGGAUGAAGAGGAGCAAGGAGCCGUUGGAUCCCAAGAAGCCGCUGCAAUCUGGGCCGUUCAGCAAAGUGCGCGGGAAGAAAGUCAAGGUGCCAGCACAGGACAACGACUAUGACUGCGGUUGUUUCAUCCUCUGCUACAUUCAGAAGUUUGCUCAGAUGGCUGCUGCUCUCCCACGCUCUGCUGAUGGCGUCGCAGAUAAGCUGAGCAACGACUGGUUCGAGGCGUGUGAAGCAUCCUCUCUGCGCCGACGGCUCUUCUCCAUCGUGGCCGGCAUGCUGCUGCCUCAACAUCCCCCGCCGCAACCCCUCUCACCCCCUUCUCAACCACUCUCAACCCCUUCUCAACCCAUCGCACCACCUUCUGAACCGAUCUCCCUUCCUUCACCUGCCUCGCCGGCCCUGCCCAUCUCUCUGCCUCCACCUGCCUCCGUUCCGUCUCCUGCUCUUCCACCUGCUAUUUGUGCCGUUGCGGCUAGUGCACUGAAACCCACCACAGCAGCAGCGGCACGAGCAGCAACAGCCGCAGCAGCGGAAGCAGCAGCAGCUGGAGCAACAGCAGCAGCAGCAGCAGCAGCAGAAGAAGAACAAGAAGCAACAGCGGCUGGAACAGCAGAGAAAGAAGCAGAAGCAGAGCAAACAGCAACAGCAACAGCAGCAAAAGAAUCAUCAGCGGGAGCAGCAGGGAAGGAAGCAGCAGCAGCAGGUGCAGCCAUCAAGGCGAAGAGGGGCAGAGGCAGACCGCGCAAGCAAGUGGAGGAGGACACAGUCAGCCCCGUUGAUGCACUUUUUGCUGAUGUGUGCACUAUUGAGUCUACUCAAAAGGUGACUGUUGAGUCAACUCAAAAGCAAGUGGAGGAGGACGCAGUUAGCCCUGCUGAUGCACAUUCCGCUGAUGUGGGUACAGCUGGUGCAGGUGUUACUGCCGCAUCUGAUGCUGAUGAUGCUGGUGCCAACUGGAUGGCUCGUCCAGAGUCCAUACAAGAAGCAGAUGUGGGUGCAGCUGGUGAAGGUACAGCUGGUGAAGUGGCUGGGGCCACUGGCGGUACAGUUGGGCUGGAUGCUGCGUGCAGAGAGCAGUAUGCUGCUCGCAUGGCAGGGAAUAUGGAGCAAGUUGACACCCAAGGUGACAAUCAAGGCGACACCCAAUUUGACACCCGAAAUGGCACCAGAGGUGGCACUGAAGGCGACACCCAAGGCGGCAGCAGAGAGAGCGGUGAAGCGCUGGUGGUGUUUGGCAAGGAGCCGUGGCCUGCUUGGCCCUGGCGUGCUUCUGAGCCCGUGGGUCACACUAGGCUCUCGUCCCUCUGGCCAUGGCGUGCCUCUGAGCUUUCUACAUGCCACGGGACUCACUCCCUGCUGCGCUGGCCUGUCAUGUCUGUAGAUUCUGGUGGUGGUGCCUGUGAUGGUGCUGCUGCUAGUGGUGGAGGUGCUUAUGUUUGUGCUGCUGGUGGUGAUGGUGACUAUGAUGGUCGUGCUUUUGCGCCGCCGGAUGUGCAAGAAUCGGCGCCAGUGCUGGUUGCAGUCGUUUGGCAACCGGUGGACGACACGAGUCAACAUCCACAUGAAAGGAGUGCUGGCGGGGAGGGUGUUACACAACCUUUCAGGAGCGUCAAAGGUCAACAUCCACAUGAAAAGAGUGCAGGCGGGGAGAGUGUGACACAGCCAGGUGUAGGGAGGGAUGCUGAUGGGUUGGCAGGAGUUGCGGUGGAGGGGAAAGAGCGAGAUGGAGCGGAAGGGGCUGAGAUAGCUGGCGCGGAAAGGGAUGGGACAGAAGCGGUAAAGGAGGGGGAGGAAGAAGAGUUGGUGAGGGGAAGAGCACGAGGGGGGACGAAGCGGAAGCGAGUGAAACGCAGUGCUGGGUGGAGUGGGAGGAAGAGGGUUAGGAGGGCGGUGAAGGGGCCUGAGGGUGAUGGGAAGAGGAAGCAGGCUGAGGAGGAGGAGAGGAGAGAGGACGAGGGGGAGGAAAGGAGAGAGGAGGAUGGAGAGGAGAGGAGGAGAGAGGAGGAGAGGGGAAUGAAAGUGCGUGUGGUAGGAGGUAUGGGAGAGGGAGAGGAGGGAGAGGAGGGAGGGGAGGGAGGAGAGCGGAGGGAGAGGGACAGGGAUGGGAGGGGAAGGUGGGUGCUGAUAAGGCUUGCAGCAUCGGAAGAGGUGAUUCGAGUGGGGAGGGGGGGUAGAGGACGAGGACAGAGAGGUGGAUAUUGGUGGGAUGGGGAUGAAGAUGAGGAGGGGCUGGGAGGGGCUGGGAGCGAGGGAGAGGAGGGGCAUGGAGUGGGUGUAGAGAGAUGCUCGGAACCGGACCAGCUGCUCAGCUUCGGCUCUGGCGAAGCUGAGUUGGAUCGGCUGGUGAAGUUUGGGUUUCCGAGAGCGCCACAGGGACAGCAACGGCGGCUGGCGGGAUUUGCUGAUCUGUUGAAGUGGAAUGGAGGGAGCGGUGGUGCGGAGGCGAUGGAGGAAGGUAGAGGGGUUAGGUGCGGUGCGGAGGAGGGGGUGUGGCGGCAGUGGGUUGAGAGGUGGAAGGAGGGGAGAGGGGAUGGGAGCAGCAGAGCGGGGGAGAGGAUGGUUGGGACGAGGGUGGGAGGAGAAGGGAUGGGAGGAGAAGAGGUGGGGGGAGAGCGGGUGGGAGGAGACGAGGCAGAAGGAGCAGAGACAGGAGGGGUAGAGGCAGGAGGGGUAGAGGCAGGAGGGAGGGUAGAGGCAGGAGGGGUAGAGGCAGGAGGGGUAGAGGCAGGAGGGGUAGAGGCAGGAGGGGUAGAGGCAGGAGGGGUAGAGGCAGGAGGGGUAGAGGCAGGAGGGGUAGAGGCAGGAGGGGUAGAGGCAGGAGGGGUAGAGGCAGGAGGGGUAGAGGCAGGAGGGGUAGAGGCAGGAGGGGUAGAGGCAGGAGGGGUAGAGGCAGGCAGAGUAGCGGUGAGAGUUGCGAGGAGAGAUUCUGAACUGGUUGAUCGACUGACAGUGACAGAAGGAGAGGGGAGAUUUACAAAGAAGGGAGGGGAGGAGGUGGAACAGGAGGAGGGUGAUGAUAUGAAGAGUGAAGAGGAAGGAAGUAGUGAGGACAGGAGUAAGAUGGAAGAUGAGGGUUUCAUGGAGGGGGGUGAAAUAUCUCCUGGUUGGAAAAGGGAGGCUGAAAUCAAUCCUGUGAAGGAGCAAGGCUGUGAAGGCAGGCUUGAGGGUGGGCGUGGGGAUGGGGAUGGGGAUGGGGGUGGGCAUAUGAUUGGCUACGAGAUUGGGUAUGGUAUUGGGCGGAGAGGAGGCGGAAGAGGUGGAGAGGAGGGGGGAAGAGGUGGAGCGGAAGGGGGAAGAGGUGGAGCGGAAGGGGGAAGAGGUGGAGCGGAAGGGGGAAGAGGUGGAGCGGAAGGGGGAAGAGGUGGAGCGGAAGGGGGAAGAGGUGGAGCGGAAGGGGAAGAGGUGGAGCGGAAGGGGGAAGAGGUGGAGCGGAAGGGGGAAGAGGUGGAGCGGAAGGGGGAAGAGGUGGAGCGGAAGGGGGAAGAGGUGGAGCGGAAGGGGGAAGAGGUGGAGCGGAAGGGGGAAGAGGUGGAGAGGGGAGGGAGCGGGAUAGAUAACCGGGCUUCACAUGGGCGUGAGAUGGAGGGGAGAGAGAGAGAAGAGGUGGAGAAGCAAGAUGGGGAGGGGGAGUCAGAAGAGGGUAACAGGAAGGAAGAAGAGCAGGAGAAGGAAGCCGAGGAGAGUAAGAAAGUAUGUUUUUUGAGAAUUCUCAAAAAACAUACGCUAGAAGAGCAGGAGAAGGAAGCCGAGGAGAGAAAGAAGCCAGCAGAGCUGGGGAAGGAAGCUGAGGAGAGUAAGAAGCCAGCAGAGCUGGGGAAGGAGGCAGACAAGAGCAAGGGAGGUGAGGAGAGGAGGGUGGAUGUUCGUGAGGGCGAGGAAGAGAAGGAUGAGAGAGUAGAGGCUAGGGAAGAGGAGAGAGAUGAAAGGGGAGAGGCAAGGGAAGAGGAGAAGGAUGAGAGAGUAGAGGCUAGGGAAGAGGAGCAAGAUGAGGAAGGAAGAGACGAAGAGGGGAGAGCUGCUGGUGGUGACAGGGACGGGGCUAGAGAGAGCAAGGAGUUGAAUGAAGAGGGUGAGGAGGGCAAGGGGGUGGGUGAAGGGGGUGAGGAGGGCAAGGGGGUGGGUGAAGGGGGUGAGGAGGGCAAGGAGUUGGGUGAAGGGGGUGAGGAGGGCAAGGCGACGAACCCAGAAGGUGAGGAGGGAAUGGAGUUGAAUGAAGGGGGUGGGGGGGCCAAGGAGGUGAAUGACACGGGUGAGGAGAAAAGGGAGGUGAAUCUGGAAAGUGGGGAUGUGAAUGAAGGGGGUGAGGAUGGCAAGAUUAAGAAUGAAGGGGAUGAGGAGGCGAAAGAAAUUAACAUGGUGGAUAUAGCGGGUGAGGAGGGAAAGGAUUUUAAUGAAGGGGGUCGGGGGGGCAAGGAGGUGAAUGAAAUGAGCAUGGUGGAUAUAACAAAGAGGUCGAUUGGGGAGGGAGAGUGGAGAAGGAAGAAGAAGGUGAGGGGGGAAAAGGAGAAGAAAUGCAUGUUGUGGGGAAGCAGAGGGGAAGCAGAGGGGGAAGCAGAGGGGGAAGCAGAGGGGGAAGCAGAGGGGGAAGCAGAGGGGGAAGCAGAGGGGGAAGCAGAGGUGGAAGCAGCGGAGAGAGCAGCGGAGGAAGCAGCGGCGGAGAGAGCAGCGGAGGAAGCAGUGGAGGAAGCCGUGGAGGAAGCAGCGGAGGAAGCAGCAGAGGAAGCAGCGGAGAAAGCAGCGGAGGAAGCAGUGGAGGAAGCCGUGGAGGAAGCAGCAGAGGAAGCAGCGGAGGAAGCAGUGGAGGAAGCAGUGGAGGAAGCAGUGGAUGAAGCAGUGGAGGAAGCAGCGGAGGAAGCAACGGAGGAAGCAGUGGAGGAAGCAGUGGAGGAAGCAGUGGAGGAAGCAGUGGAGGAAGCAGUGGAGGAAGCAGUGGAGGAAGCAGUGGAGGAAGCAGUGGAGGAAGCAGCGGAGGAAGCAGCAGAGGAAGCAACGGAGGAAGCAGUGGAGGAAGCAGUGGAGGAAGCAAUGGAGGAAGCAGUGGAGGAAGCAGUGGAGGAAGCAGCGGAGGAAGCAGCGGAGGAAGCAGCGGAGGAAGCAGCGGAGGAAGCCGUGGAGGAAGCAGCAGAGGAAGCAGCGGAGGAAGCAGUGGAGGAAGCAGUGGAGGAAGCAGUGGAGGAAGCAGUGGAGGAAGCAGCGGAGGAAGCAGUGGAGGAAGCCGUGGAGGAAGCAGUGGAGGAAGCAGCGGAGGAAGCAGCGGAGGAAGCAGCGGAGGAAGCAGCGGAGGAAGCAGCGGAGGAAGCAGCGGAGGAAGCAGCGGAGGAAGCAGUGGGGGAAGCAUCCGCCUGCUGCCUUGGCCUUGGAACACCGCUCUCCCCUUCCUCUGCCCCUGUUGGUCCCUCCUUCUUCCCGCCCUCUGCCCCUGUCUGCCCCUUCUUCCCGCCCUCUGCCCCUGUCUGCCCCUUCUUCCCGCCCUCUGCCCCUGUCUGCCCCUUCUCCCCGCCCUCGCCUCCUGGUGCUCCCCUCACUCGUUUCUCUGCCACUGCCUCCUCGCCUCCUCCUCCUUCUCCCUCUCCUCCUGUGCCCACUCCAUCAAUCGCUGCUCUAACGGAAAGACACACUGUGACUGAAGACGGGGUGACAGCAGUGAAGUCCGAACCUGUCCCUUCUGCCCCUCACUCUCCUGCUCUGCUGCCCACUCCAUCAACCGCAACCGCUGCUGCUCCAAAGGAGGACAGUCACACUGUGACUGAAGAACGGGUGACAGCAGCGAAGGUCGAGCCACCUGCUGUGACUGCAGGCAUUGAACCUGCCUCUGUGACUAUAAGGGAUGAGAAGGACGAGCCUGCUGGUGUGGCUGCAGUCCUUGAACCCUCUGCUGUGACUGUAAAGAGAGAGAUCUCCGAGCCUGCCACUCUGACUGCUGACCGUGACCCCAUCAAUGUGACUGUAGAGGGUGAAAAGGAUGAGCUGCCUGCUGUGACUGUACAGAGUGUGAUGGAUGAGGACAAUGAGAAGGAUGGAAAGGAUGAGAGGGAUGAACCUCCCGCGAUGACUGCAGGCCUUGAACCGGGCGCUGUGACUGUAAGCGAUGAGCUGCCUGCUGUGACUGAAAAGGAUGAGCCAGCUGCCGUGACUGUAGAGAGUGUGAUGGAUGAGGCCAAUGAGAAGGAUGACAACGAUAUGAAGGAUGAGAAGGAUGAGAAGGAUGAGCCGCUUGCAGUGACUGCAGCCCUUGAACCGUCCACUGUGACUGUAAUGGAUGAGAAGGACGAGCCUGCUGCUGUGACUGUAAGGGAUGAGACGGAUGAGCCGCCUGCAGUGCCUGCAAGCCUUGAGCCCGCCUCUGUGAAUGUACAGGAUGGGACGGACGGGCUGCCUGCUGUGACUGAAAAGGAUGUGCCACCUGCUGUGACUGCAGAGGAUGUGAAGGCUGAGACCAUUGAAAAGGGCGAGCCUCCCGCUGUGUCUGCGGACUGUGAUCCCACUGCUGUGAAGGAUGAAAAGGAUGAAAAGGAUGAGAAGGAUGAGAAGGAUGAAAAGGAUGAGAAGGAUGAAAAGGAUGAGAAGGAUGAGAAGGAUGAAAAGGAUGAAAAGGAUGAGAAGGAUGAGAAGGAUGAGUCACCUGCUGUGACGGAUGAGCGCCCUCCUGUGGCUGUCAAGGAUGUGCCACCUGCAGUGCCUCUAAAGUUUGCACCCUCCCCUGUGGUUGUAAAGGAUGAAGCUGCUGACACCGAUAACACACCUCCACUACCUGCCGCACGUUGCCGGCCAUUUGCCGGGCGGCGCACGGUGGCCCACGGACUCAUAAUCAGAUCGGGCGUCUCAGCAACAAAGAAGGAGAAUCGCAACACUCUAACCACCGGCCAACCGGGCGGCGCACUGUGUCUUAUGCCCCCCCUUGGAGUUCACUCACCUGCCGAACCUUCCAGGCUGCCUGGGCUUUCCGUCGCGGCCCUGGAGGAUCGGAAGGACAAGGGUCGGAAGGAUGACUCACCUGGUGCUUAUGAUGCCCUGCAGCAGCAGCAGACUGCAUCCCCUGUGGUUCUUGCUGCUACCAGGGUUGCACAAGACCCUGGUGUUUCACCUGAGUCUCUGUUGCAACCUGGUGAUUUACCUGAGGGUCAGAUUCGCCAUGAAGAGCAGCCAGGCUGUCAGGAGAUUCCAGCAGAGGCAGCAGCUGAGGGAAGGACCGAUGGCGUGGCAGAAGGGGGUCCUGCCACAUCAGCAGCACCUGAUUCGAUCACACCUGCCAUGUCAGCGGAGCCCGACAAAUCGUCCAUGUCAGCAGAGCUUGGCAUGCCAUCCUCGUCAGCAGACCCAGUCGCUGCUGACAUGCCAGCAGAGCUGGUUGCUGCGUGCCUGGGAGCCAAUCGCGUGCUCCGAUCACGGAAAGCAGCGCCGCCAGCAGCAGCAGCAGCAGCAGCAGCAGGAGGAGGAGGAGCAGCAGAAGCAGGAGGAGCAAGAGGAGUAAAGGCGACUGCAGGAGUGAAGUCAGAAGUAGGAUGCAAGGCAGGAGGAGAUGCAUUGAAGACACCACCACAACGGGGGUUGAAAGCAUCACCACAGGGCCUGACGUGGUCACAUGGAGUGAAGGGGAAUCAAGGCCUUGCUCGAUCACCCGCCCAAGCUAAGUCACAAGGGCGUAAAGGGGUGAGAGGUGUGAGAAAGGGGAGAGAGGGAACGGGGGAGAAGAGUGGAUUGGGGAAGAGAAAGGUUGGGAAGGCUAAGGGGAGAGGGAGGGGUGCUAAGAGGAGGCGAAAGGAUGACGAAAGUGAGGAGGAGGAGAGUGAGGAGGAGGAUGAGGAGGAUAGUGGGCAAGAGAGUGAGGAGGGAGGUGGAAGGGAAGAAACACAAGAGGAGCUCAGGGGGAGAAGGGCGGGAGGGUUGGCAAGGGGGUUGGAUGGAGGAGUGGGGAGGGAGGAGGAGGGAAGAGAGAAGAAGGUGAGGAGAGGGCGUGGUGGUAGCAAGGAGACACGUGAUUGGGAGGAGGAGGAGGAGGGAGAUGAAGGGAACAGGGAGAGUCACGGUGGUAACAAAAAGAUUGUGGGGCAGGAAUUGGGAGAAGGGGGAUUGGUGGGGCCGGAGUAUAUGUGGCGCGAUGGAGGGAAACAGUACCGGAGGAGAAAGCGGAGGUAA